This is a messenger RNA of Peronospora matthiolae, 1146 nucleotides long. The record is from the annotation of a GenBank genome assembly. NCBI's taxonomy places the organism in Eukaryota, Oomycota, Peronosporomycetes, Peronosporales, Peronosporaceae.
AUGGUGAUCGCGAUCACCAAGUAUUUCGACUGGCCACUGGACCAACUCGAUGUGGUGACAGCCUUUCUCUACGGAGUGAUGAAGGAGAAGGUGUACUGCGUGAUACCAGAAGGCGUCGAGAUGGAUGGCGACUUCGACUGUCUCGAGUUGGUGAAGGCGAUCUACGGUCUCAAGCAAGCUUCACUGUGUGGAACGAGACUUUCGACGAGUUCCUCGCUCGAGUUGAUUGCGCAGACGAAGGCCGACCUCAAGACGCGUUUCGAGAUGACCGACAGUGGCAAGUGUACUUUUGUACUGGGCAUCGAACUGGUGGACGAAUCGGAUGGCAGCGUGACAAUGUGCCAGCGACGGUAUGUCAACGACAUCCUCAAGCGCUUCGGCAUGGAUGCGUGCAAGGCCACAGCAAGUCCGGUCGACUUGAGCACUCGGCUUGUCGCAAGCACCGAAGCGGCCAAGAUCGACGUUCCGUUUCGUGAAGCUGUGGGAGCUUUGAUGCACUUGACGACUGCGACGCGCCCGGACAUUGCGUAUGGUGUGGGGUACGUCUCGCGCUUCAUGGAGAAUCCGCAGCAAGAACAUUGGACGGCGGUGAAGCGCAUCUUUCGUUACUUGCAAGGGACCAAGUCGCACGGACUCCGCUUCCAGCCAAGCGACAAGAUCGACUUUCGUGGCUACUCGGACGCGGACUGGGCCGGCGACCACGCUGAUCGCAAGUCGACUUCGGGUUACACUUUCAUGCUGAUGGGUGCUCCUGUGAGUUGGGGAAGCAAGAAGCAGUCAAGUGUGUCGCUGUCGACGAGUGAAGCGGAAUACAUCGCACUGAGUCUGGCCAUCCAGGAAGGCAAGUGGGUGCAUCGCCUGCUAUGCGAGAUUUUGGCGGCCGCAAACGAACCAGGACCGGACCUCGUCAUCCGUGAAGACAACCAGUCGUGCAUCAAGAUGACGAAGAAUCCGGUGAAUCAUGGCCGCGCCAAGCACAUCGACAUCAAGUACCAUCACAUCCGUGAUGAGGUCAAGCGCGGGGAAGUGCAGCUCGAGUAUUGCGAGACUUCCGUGAUGAUGGCGGACAUCAUGACCAAGGGACUUUCGGGACCUCGUCACAAGGACUUGACGACGGCUCUCGGCAUUCGUGCGAGUUCGGAUUGA